This is a messenger RNA of Corylus avellana, 1646 nucleotides long. The record is from RefSeq and is a predicted model, not a curated record. Lineage: Eukaryota; Viridiplantae; Streptophyta; Magnoliopsida; Fagales; Betulaceae.
AAGCAGAGCCACGUGAAGGAAGAAUAGUUGAAUAGAUAAGCGGUUUUGUUUGCGUCUCCAUAACCUCUGCGUCGGCGUUAGGGUGUUUGACAAAUGGCGGGGGUUUUGGAGCCCCGGUUCCUUCUGAACCCACUCCCACUCUUCGCUUCCAAGAAUCCCACAACAGUCCAAAGGUUUCCCUUCCCUUCAAACAAGCCAGUGUGUCUUUCCCUUGUUGCCACUCACGACGGUUCCGCCUCUCACCCACUCUUCCAAGACCCGGAAGUUGAACCCACUCCUGACCGGGCUAGAGAUCGCCGCCGAGCGGUCCGAUUGGCGUGGGAGAAGCUGCUUCGCUGGUCCCGCUCUUGGCGCUCCAAGGCCAAGACCGAUGUUCUUGAGCGUACUAACAAGGUUGUGGUGCUUGGAGGUGGGUCUUUUGGCACAGCAAUGGCUGCCCAUCUUGCUGAUAGAAAGGCUGAAUUGGAAGUUUACAUGCUCGUACGUGAUCCUCAAGUUUGCCAGUCUAUUAAUGAGAGCCACUGUAAUGGCAACUACUUCCCUGAACACAGACUACCUGAAAAUGUGAUUGCAACAACUGAUGCCAAAGCUGCUUUGCUUGGUGCGGACUAUUGCCUUCAUGCUGUGCCUGUGCAGUUCAGCUCAUCUUUUCUUCAGGGGAUUGCAGAUCAUGUGGAUCCUAGCUUGCCUUUCAUAUCUCUUAGCAAAGGGUUAGAGCUGAAUACAUUGAGAAUGAUGUCUCAGAUUAUACCCCAGGCAUUGAGGAAUCCUCGCCAACCUUUUGUUGCACUAUCAGGGCCUUCAUUUGCACUAGAAUUGAUGAAUAAAUUGCCAACAGCAAUGGUGGUGGCAUCAAAAGACAAGAGAUUGGCAAGUGCUACUCAGCAGCUACUAGCUUCUAGUCAUUUAAGAAUCAGCACUUCAAGUGAUGUUACAGGGGUGGAAAUUGCAGGUGCACUAAAAAAUGUACUUGCAAUAGCUGCGGGGAUUGUUGAAGGGAUGGAUCUUGGUAAUAACUCUAUGGCAGCUCUUGUUGCACAAGGUUGUUCUGAGAUACGAUGGCUAGCAACAAAGAUGGGUGCAAAGCCGACAACAAUUACUGGUCUAUCAGGAACUGGAGACAUUAUGCUCACAUGUUUCGUAAAUCUUUCAAGAAACAAAACAGUUGGAGUCCGUCUUGGCUCAGGGGAGAAGCUGGAUGAUAUACUAAGUUCUAUGAGUCAGGUGGCGGAAGGUGUAUCAACAGCUGGAGCUGUGAUUGCAUUGGCCCAAAAAUACAACGUUAAGAUGCCAGUUUUGACAGCAGUUGCUCGAAUUAUAGACAAUGAACUGACCCCAAAGAAAGCUGUUCUCGAGUUGAUGAGCCUCCCUCAGGUUGAAGAAGUGUGAAAACCUAAGGGCUAUGUCAAGAGGCUGAACAAUUUUUGUUUUAUGAAGCUCUGUGGUCAGAUACCCAUCCAAUGGUCAUUAUUAACUCAAAGUGCUGUGGUACACCAAACCAUUAGAGAGCAAAUUUUCACAGAUUGCGGUAUACAGUUAGAUUUUUUUUUUACAUUGCUUUUACUUCCUAUUUUUUUUGGGUCAGGGAGCAGUUUUGCAAUCAGGAAUUAUACUGACUGAAACUUCCAAACUGAGAUAUAACGAAA